UAAAACCCAAGGCCCCUAUAUUUUGUUCACACACUCUCAAAUGUGUAAACAAACUCAUUUGCCCCAACUAUCCCUGUUACACGUGUCUGCAUGCAAGCCUUCCACCGAGUCUUCCCCUUCUAGUUAUUUAGUUCCUCUUCCCACUCACUCACUCUCUUUUCUUCACAUAUUUCAAUCUCUUAGCCAACUUGAAUUCAACUUCACAAGAAUGAAGAUCUUCAAUUGGGUUCAUCGAAAGUUUCAUCACAAAGAUGGGUUUGGUGGGAAUGUGAAGAAGAGCACCGAAACAGAGUGUCAAGUACUGCUUGAAAAUGUCACUCUCGUGGAGGUGCUUGGGGGUUGGAUAGAUGGUAUUCUCACCAUUGGUACAUUUGGGUUCGAUCCAUCCACUGAUUUCGAUCAAAAAAAUGAAUGUCCGUUGGUUGAAGAAGAAGAAGAAGAAGAAGAAGAAGAAGAUGAUGAUGAUGAUAUGAAAGAAUGUGAUGAUGAAGAAGAACAGAGUCUGUUGGUGUUGACUGUGAAAGCUGAUCUAAGAGAUUAUGAAGUUGGUUUAGAUUCGGAAGAGUUGGAAGGUGAUAUGAGGAAGAAGAAGAGAAUUACACUUGCAGACUUGUUUGUUGCUGAUUCUGAUUUGAAUGAGAAGCCAGAUUGCGGGAAGGUCCUAGAAGAUUUUGGUAAGAAGGUUGAUGUUGAUGCCAAGAAGAAGAAGAAGAAUAAGAAGAAAGGCUUCUCGUCUGCUAAGAAGUUCAUUCCUGGUGUUGGAGACGAUACAAGUCCGAUCAAGAAACUACACCAAUUGAUGAAAAGAAUGAUGAAGAGGAAGAUCCAUCCAGACCUUGAAGAAAAAUUUGAAGAGAUGGAUAGCCAGAUGAAGCCUACAACAUGUGGUCUUAUUGCACAUGGAUAUGGAACCAGUGAAUCUGUUUCCCUUCUUCAAACUAAAGAAUCUAUUGUCUGAAAUGUGAGAGAAGUCAAGAUCUGUUUUUUUUAGAAAACGUGUUGUCUUGAUUGCCUCUUACGCUGUGUUUGGUUAGGGGAUUUGAGAAGGGAUUUAAAAAGAGAAAGGAAAAAGUUAGGUGAAAUGUAAAUAAAAUAUACUUACAUUUCACCUAAUUUUACACACAUUUUCCAUUUCCUUUUCCAAAUCUCUCUCCAAAUCCCCCCACCAAACUGUUUUCUUCUGUUUACUUUCAUGUAUAUAUGAACAAUUGAACUAUGUGAAUUUAUUUUGUACAGGAUUCAAUUGAUUUUGUUUUGGCACAUUGAUGCAUGUCUUUUUUUUUUUG
Molecule: messenger RNA, 1286 nt
Organism: Camellia sinensis
Lineage: Eukaryota; Viridiplantae; Streptophyta; Magnoliopsida; Ericales; Theaceae
Product: protein TILLER ANGLE CONTROL 1-like
Biological process (GO): morphogenesis of a branching structure
Source: RefSeq, a predicted model, not a curated record